Fonsecaea multimorphosa CBS 102226 is the source of this 1590-nucleotide messenger RNA. RefSeq lists its product as uncharacterized. The transcript has 9 exons. Gene Ontology annotation, molecular function: carbohydrate:proton symporter activity. The record is from RefSeq and is a predicted model, not a curated record. The coding region runs from base 1 to 1590 and encodes 529 amino acids. Gene Ontology annotation, biological process: transmembrane transport; carbohydrate transport. NCBI's taxonomy places the organism in Eukaryota, Fungi, Ascomycota, Eurotiomycetes, Chaetothyriales, Herpotrichiellaceae. Gene Ontology annotation, cellular component: membrane.
AUGGCGACAACACAACAGGAAAUGUCAAAACUGAUGGAAAACGUCACUCCGUGGUACAGGGAUCCUGGCCGGAGGAAACUCUACGCCCUUUUGGUGAUCGCGCUUCUCUCGGCCGCGACUAAUGGAUACGAUGGCUCGCUCAUGAACGGAGUGCAGUCUAUCACAUACUACGAGAAUUACUUCCAUCACCCUCGUGGGUCAACGCAGGGCUUACUGAAUGCUAUACAACCUGUGGGAGGGGUAGUCAGUCUUAUCCUGGCCCCCUACUGUGCUGAUUAUGCCGGGCGCAAAUUCACGAUUUUUCUCGGCUGCUUGAUUGUGGUCAUCGCUGGUCUCAUUCAGUGUUUCGCCGUGAACAUUCAUAUGUUUACUGCUGCUCGUUUUCUGAUUGGCCUCGGAUCCGGCAUCUCUGGUUUGGCUUCACCGCUCCUUAUCACCGAGCUGGCUCACCCUUGCGAGCGUGGGAAGAUCACCGCCCUAUACAACACUCAAUACUACUUCGGUGCCUUCCUCGGAGGCUGGAUCACUUUUGGAACACUCUACAUCAAGUCCAACUGGUCAUGGAAGCUUCCCAGCUUGCUGCAAUCCGCGCCUUCGUUCGUGCAGUUGGUCUUGGUCAUCUUGCUGCCAGAAUCUCCUCGUUGGCUCAUGUCUCGAGGCAAGGACGAGAAGGCCCUCCACCUCCUCGCCAAGUACCAUGCCAACGGCGAUCGGGACGACCCCCUGGUCCGUUUUGAGUAUGCGGAGAUGAAGGCCUCGAUCGUCCGCGGCGAACAAAAGGGACGCUGGUCCGAACUGUUCAGGACUCGUGGUAACCGCUACCGCGUCUUCAUCUGCCUCUGCUGCGGCGUCUUCUCUCAGUUCUCCGGCACUAGCUUGACGGCAUACUACCUACACAACAUCCUGGAGGCCAUCGGCAUCGACAGCCCCAACUACCAGAACAUGCUCAACGGCUUCAUCCUGAUGGUCAACAUGUUUGAGGCGUGGUUCUGGGCCUGCAUGGUCGACCGGUUUGGGCGGCGGCCACUCUUCUUGAUCGCCUCGAGCGGCAUGUGCUGCACGUUCGCCAUCUGGAUUGCCUUGACGGCCACGCAGCUCCAGCAUCCCAAGCAAGUGGGGUUUGGAAAGGGUGUCAUUGCCAUGAUCUUCUUCCACAACUUCUUCUAUAACUUUGCCUGGAUCUCCCUCAACGUCGCCUACCCCCUCGAGAUCCUCAGCUUCAAGAUCCGCGCCAACGGCCUGUUCAUGCAAGGCCUCGCCACCAACGUCUGCCUGUUUUUGUCCCAGUAUCUGAUCCCGAUCGGCAUCGACGCGGGAAGCUGGAAGUUCUACUUCUUCUUCGAAGGCUGGCUGCUCAUCCAGCUCGUCACCGUCUACUUCUUCUUCAUCGAGACCCGCGGCGCCACCCUCGAGGAGAUCAACCGCACCUUUGACGGCGUCGACGCCGUCGAGGAGAUCAAGCAAAAGGCCACCGAGGCCAUUGGGGUUGCGGACAUCACGGAGAUUGGCGGGCCCAGGAAGGGCGAUGACGAGGACGGUGUUCCUGGCCGGGUCACGCAUGUGGAUGAGAUUCACGAGAAGUCUUCCUGA